GCCUCUUCAUUUAACACAAAUCGGAAUUGUUUACACCGGCUUGCGAAAAUAUUUAAUUUAAUGUUAAAGUGAUCUAAUGAAAAUAAAAUAAAAUGGCACACACGGAAAAUAUUCCGGUUAACACGUUCCGGAACUAUUUAAAUAUACUAAAUGAUCCAUCCGCCAAGGAGGAAAUCAAAUUGAAGGCUACUCAGGAACUGAGUGAGCACUUCGAAAUGAUCAUGCAGAGUCCAGCGUAUCCAUCGUUUUUGGAGAAUGCUCUCAAGAUAUUUAUGCGGAUAUUGCAGGAAGGCGAGCCACAGUUUAUUCAGGAAAACACAAUGCAGCACAUUCGUAAAUUAAUUCUUGAAAUGAUUCAUCGUUUGCCAAUAACAGAGAAUUUAAGACAGCACGUUAAAUGUAUUAUAACAAUGAUGUUGAAAAUCUUAAAAACAGACAACGAAGAAAAUGUGCUUGUGAGUCUUCGUAUAAUAAUUGAGCUCCACAAACAUUUUCGACCAUCGUUUAACCCAGAAAUUCAAUUGUUUUUGGGCUUUGUGAAGGAUAUCUACACACAAUUACCAAAUCAUCUUUCUUCAAUUUUUGAAACCGCAAAUGAUAUUUGGAUAACCGAUCUCAAGGACUUAAAUAUAGAUAUGCAAUUGGCUGAAGCCUAUUCAGUAAAAACAAUUCAUGUGGAUAAACCACUGGAAUCUAAUUCACAGCAAAUCAUUUAUAAUCUUCUUCCCCGCGGUGUUCUAUCAUUGAAAGUUCUACAGGAGCUACCAAUCAUUGUCGUUCUUAUGUAUCAGAUAUAUAAAAAUGCAGUUCAUCAAGAAGUAUCUGAAUUUAUUCCAUUAAUACUAACUACAAUAAAUUUGCAGCCAACAGUCAUGCAGAGAAAUUCUACACAAAAGGAAAUUUUUGUUGACUUUAUGGGUGCUCAGAUUAAAACAUUGUCAUUUUUGGCAUAUAUUGUCCGAAUAUUUCAGGAUGUUGUAUUAGCCAAUUCAUUAUCUGUAACAAAUGGAAUGCUUAAUCUAAUGGCAAACUGCCCAAAGGAAGCAGCACACCUCCGGAAAGAGUUGUUAAUAGCGGCUCGUCAUAUUUUUGCCACAGAUUUGCGCCAAAAAUUCAUUCCGUCUAUAGAAAAAUUAUUUGACGAGGAUUUGCUUAUUGGCAAGGGAGUUACAUUGGAUUCCAUUCGCCCAUUGGCCUACUCAACAUUGGCAGACUUGGCGCAUCAUGUACGCCAAAGUUUAAGUCUUGAUGUCUUAAUUAAAGCCGUCAAUCUGUUUUCCAAAAAUGUCCACGAUGAAACACUUGCUGUGGGAAUACAGACAAUGUCCUGUAAACUGUUGUUAAAUUUAGUGGACUGUUUGCGGCAACACAGUGAACUUGAGCCACAGCGUUCGAGGCAAAUUCUGGCAAAGCUACUGAAAGUCUUUGUGAAAAAAUUCGAAACAAUUGCCAAAAUUCAGCUGCCAUUAAUUGUUCAAAAAUGCAAAGGACAAUCACAAUCUGGAUCAUCAAGUUAUCUGAGUGGCACGCUAUCUUCCCUACCAAUGAUGAAUGUAUCAGAAUUAAAAGAUGAUAAUAUAGGAGAGCAAGCUAAAACACCGUCGGCUGGAUCUCAAUGGGUUUGCUCAGUAAAUGUUGCUGAAUUUCGAAGUUUAGUCAAAACGCUUGUAGGAGGAGUUAAAACUAUUACUUGGGGCUUUUUCAAUUCAAAGAUCUCAGAUACAAGUCCGCAAGCCCAAGAGAAAUUAUUUAGUCCCGAGAUUCUUUGCACGUAUAUUGAGUUGGUUCAUUUUGCAAUGGAGGCUUUGGAUAUAUAUACAAUAAAUGUGAAUCCAAACCAACAGCGUACAUCUGGUUUAAUAUCACGCAGCAAGGAGGAAAAAGAAGUUUUGGAGCACUUUAGUGGAAUAUUUCUAAUGAUGCACUCGCAGAAUUUCCAAGAAAUAUUUGCCACAACAAUAGACUUUUUGGUUGAAAGAAUUUACAAAAACCAAUCCCUUCAAGUGGUAGCAAAUUCAUUUUUGGCGAAUCCCACAACUUCACCGCUUUUUGCCACGGUUCUGGUGGAGUAUUUGCUGGGAAAAAUGGAAGAAAUGGGAUCCAAUGUGGAGCGAUCUAACUUAUAUCUAAGGCUAUUCAAACUAGUAUUCGGCAGCGUUAGCCUCUUUCCUGUGGAAAACGAGCAAAUGCUACGACCGCAUCUUCAUAAAAUUGUGAUCCGCUCAAUGGAAUUGGCUUUGAUUUCGGAUGAGCCAUACAAUUAUUUUCUAUUACUCAGAGCUCUGUUUCGUUCAAUUGGCGGUGGUAGCCAUGAUUUAUUGUAUCAAGAAUUUCUGCCAUUGUUACCCAAUUUACUAGAAGGACUGAAUCGUCUACAAAGUGGAUUUCACAAGCAACAUAUGCGGGAUCUUUUCGUGGAAUUGUGCUUAACGGUUCCAGUGCGUCUUUCAUCAUUGCUGCCAUAUCUUCCAAUGUUAAUGGAUCCAUUGGUUUCUGCAUUAAAUGGUUCUCCUACCUUAAUAAGUCAAGGUUUGCGAACAUUGGAACUUUGUGUAGAUAAUUUGCAACCUGACUUCUUGUAUGAUCAUAUACAGCCAGUUAGGGCGGCAUUAAUGCAGGCUCUAUGGAAGACAUUAAGAAAUCAGGAUAAUGCUGCGUUGGUCGCUUUUCGAGUCCUCGGCAAAUUCGGUGGCGGCAACCGGAAAAUGAUGGUCGAACCACAAACAUUACAUUAUGAUCAAAACGAAAAGCCAAUAAUCUCAAUUGUUACAUAUUUCCAAGAAUAUGAAGCCCCAAUCGAGUUCCCAGUCGAUGAAGCAAUUGAGUCCGCUUUUCGGGCAUUGAGCUCGAAUACAACCGAUCAGUUUUAUAGACGCCAAAGCUGGGAAGUAAUCCGCUGUUUUCUGGCUGCAUUCAUAAGCCUUGAUGACGAGAAGCACAUACUAUUAAAGCUAUUCACCCAUGCUGACUUUGUGGAAAGCAACAUUAUGAAUUGGUCGAUAUUCCAGCAUAAAAUUGGAGAUGUCAGUGUUCGCGGAACUCAUCAGACAGCUCUAAUUGGCAUGCUGGUCGCUUCAGCUACCAAAGAUUUACGAGAUUCCGUUUGCCCGGUUAUGGCAGCAGUUGUAAGACAUUACACAAUGGUGGCUAUAGCUCAACAGGCUGGACCUUUUCCCCAAAAGGGUUAUCAUGCAUCGAAUGGAAUCGAUCCCAUGGUGCUUAUCGAUGCUUUGGCCGCCUGCAUGGGGCACGAAGAGAAGGAACUGUGUAAGCCCGGCAUAGCUUGUAUGGGUAUUAUUCUCGACACUGCCACAAAUAUAAUGGGUAACAAGGAACGAGCUUGCAAAUUGCCAUUAAUUCAAUAUUUGGCUGAGAAAAUGACGGCCCUAUGCUAUGACCGACCCUGGUACUCAAAGGUGGGCGGUUGCCAAGCCAUACAAUUCUUGUGCAAGCAUAUGUCCCUCCGUGCUCUGUACCAACAUCUUUUCAAUUUCUUGAAAGCAUUCAUGUUCGUCUUGAUGGAUCUUGAAGGUGAUGUAUCCAAUGGGGCGAUCGAUAUAACCAAAAACUAUAUGAAAACCAUGCUGGAAAUCUGUCUGAGCCCCAUCAGUGUAAACUAUCGUAAUGAUGAGCUCAAAGAUUUGCAAACUAAAGCCACAUAUGAAGUAAUUCAUGAGUUGGUGCGACACAUCACAAGCCCCAACUGUAUAGUCAGGGAAGAGUCUAUGAUAUUGCUAAAGCACAUCGGUUCAAUUCAAUCGAAGUCCGUCUCUGAGGUUAUGGAUCCCCACAAGGAUGUUCUAGCAGACAUAAUCCCGCCCAAGAAACAUUUGUUGCGCCAUCAACCAGCCAAUGCACAAAUCGGUUUAAUGGAUGGCAAUACGUUUUGUACUACCCUAGAGCCGCGUCUCUUUACAAUUGAUUUAACAAAUACAUACCACAAGUUGUUUUUCCACGAGUUGCUCACGUUAAGUGAGGCCGAAGAUGCCACUCUAGCUAAAUUGGAUUGCUAUAAAAACGUAUCGAAUCUAAUACCACUAAGAACAAGUGCAUUACGAGCUCUGGCUGCCUGUCACUACAUCACGGAUGUGGGUUAUAAGGAAAAGAUUAUUAAUAUCAUCUUCAAAGUAAUGGAGAAUGAUAAGCCAGAGUUGCAGGAGACUGCUUAUAUGUGCAUGAAACACUUUAUAACCGGAAUAACACUUGAAAAGGAAAAGAUUCAAGCCGCAAUGAGGCCCCUUUUAUCAAAGUUGGGUGACCAUAGAAAUUUAUCGAUUCCAGCAAUAAAGCGCUUGUCAUAUUUCACUCAGCUUUUCCCCCAAAUGUUCAAUGAGAAACUAAGUGAACAAAUUUUGCAGCAUUGUGCAAAAAUUAUUGAAAUAUUUGUUAACAAUUACAAAUGCACAAAUCAGAAUAUGAACUUCUUUGCAUCAUCGAAAGGUGGAGAGCAUGAACAAAAAAUUGUUACUCUCAUUGAGAUGUUUUACCAUAUCUCGGCUUCGCCGAAAUAUAUUGAGAAAUUAUGCCAACUCGUACUGCAAACUGAGAAUAAUUUAAUGAUCGAAGCUUUCAGUCCGUAUCGGGAAGCUCUGUUGAAAUUCCUUCAACGAUUCCCCUCAGAGACUGUUGACUUAUUCACAAUUGAGGCCAUUAUGAUAGAUGCGCAAUGGAAUAGAUUUUUUAUAUUUAUUUUAAAGCAUGAAAACGGUCAAUCGUUUAGAACUGCCAUCAAGAAUCACAAGUAUACAAAACUAUUGACAUAUUUGAAUAGUACGACCGAUCUGAAUCAACCUCAAAGGUAUGAAGUGGCACAUCAAGCAGUUCUAAUUAUUUUCACAUUAAUGGAAUUGGAUGAUCAGUGGAUACCAGCAAGACAGGAUAUUGUAGACACAUUGAAGCAAAUGUGGCAAAAUCAUCUCUAUGUAACAUGCAUUGAGAAUGUUGUAUGCGAUUUAUGGCAUUUGAUUGGAAGGAUAUUGUUGCUGUAUUUUUCAAAUAACACAAACGAUAUUGAUCUGCUCUUUCAAUUAUUACGUGCCCUCUGCUCACAUUUCAUUCCUGAAGUUUAUUUUCUUCGGGACUUCCUACAGAAUACUGUGGCCCAGAGUUAUACCGUCAACUGGAAGAGAAAUGCAUUUUUCCAUUUUGUUGAAAACUUUAAUAACAAUACCAUUUCUGAAGAACUAAAGGCCAAAAUAAUCACUGCCGUUUUGAUACCAUGUUUCACGGUGAGCUUUGACAAGGGAGAAGGCAACAAGUUAAUUGGAGCACCGCCGACCCCAUAUCAGGAAGAUGAAAAGAAUAUUGUUUCCGUAUUCAUCAAUAAGGUGUUUGAUCCCGAUAAGCAAUAUGAUGAUGCAGUUCGAAUUGCAUUGCUGCAACUUGCUUGCCUAUUGGUCGAGCGCGCAUCUCAACAUAUUCACGAUGGCGAUGCCAAUAACAAGAGGCAAGGCAAUAAGCUGAGACGUCUCAUGACCUUUGCUUGGCCCUGUCUGUUAAGUAAAAACUCUGUGGAUCCUACGGCACGUUAUCAUGGACACUUGUUGCUUGCCCAUAUAAUCGCCAGAUUGGCAAUUCAUAAGAAAAUUGUCCUACAAGUGUUUCAUUCCCUACUGAAAGGACAUGCCCUGGAAGCCAGACCAAUUGUUAAGCAGGCAUUGGACGUAUUAACUCCUGCUAUGCCUCUGCGUAUGGAAGAUGGCAACACAAUGCUAACGCAUUGGACAAAGAAAAUAAUUGUUGAAGAGGGUCAUGCAAUGCAACAAUUGUUCCACAUCCUGCAACUUAUAAUCAGGCACUACAAGGUGUAUUUCCCCGUAAGACAUCAAUUGGUCCAGCAUCUGAUCAAUUAUAUGCAGCGUCUUGGAUUUCCGCCAACGGCUUCCAUUGAGCAUAAAAAAUUAGCUGUGGACUUGGCUGAAGUUAUUAUUAAAUGGGAAUUACAUCGCAUUAAGGAGGAUGAAAGAGAGGCGAAAAUAGAUGUACCUGAAGAUGAGAUGGUCAGAGAUGGCCAACCAGCCACAACUAAGCGACCAGGAACGGAUGCAGUAGAAUUGCGCAAGAAAUCUGGAGAAAAUAGAGAAUCUUCAACGCAAGGUGCCGGACCAUUUACCAAGUCUGAGGACGUUCUGCGGUCCAUAGACAAAUCCUAUUGCGAUACAGUGCUUAAUUUUUUGGUGCGUUUAGCAUGUCAAGUUAAUGAUCCUCAACCAGGAAUCAUUUCUCCUGGUGAAAGUUUAUCAAGAAGGUGUGUUAUGUUGUUGAAAAUGGCAAUGCGACCCGAAAUUUGGCCACAGCCAUUUGAUAUUAAGCUGAAUUGGCUUGAUAAGGUGCUCACAACGGUGGAGACACCCCAUCACAACUUGAAUAAUAUAUGCACUGGCAUUGACUUUUUGACAUUCCUGACAACCAUCUUGAAUGCUGAGCAAUUAGUGAAUAUUGUCCGACCAGUGCAGCGUGGUCUUUCGCUAUGUAUAAUUCAUCAAAACACUCGAAUUGUUCGAUUAAUGCAUAUGUUUUUGACACGACUUAUGACAAUAUUUCCACCUGACUCGCAGCAUAAGCACGAUGAUCUUGAUGUCCUAUAUAGUGCCAUUAGCAAAAUGAUAACUGAUAAUCUUACAUUCUAUGAGAAGAGUCCACAACCAAAUGCAUCAUCCUUAUUUGGAACAUUGAUGAUACUGAAAGCCUGUACAUCGAAUAAUCCCAGCUAUAUCGAUCGCAUACUCAUGCAGUUUAUCAGAGUUCUCAAUCGUUUGACGAAAGAUCAUAUAAAUAAUAACGGUAAUGCCACUGCGAAUGCCCAGCCAGCUGAUUCUAAUUCUUUAGCCUUGGAACUUUUGGUAUUAUCAUUGGAAUUGAUCAAGAAUCGAAUAUUCAUUAUGAGUGUGGAGAUUCGGAAACUUUUCAUUGGAACCAUUUUGGUUAGCCUGAUUGAGAAAAGCUCAGAGGUAAAAAUUAUCAAAUGUAUUAUCAAAAUGCUUGAUGAUUGGGUCAAGACAAAGGAACCAAACAUUAUGACCCAAGUUCCAUCGAUACGUGAGAAAUCUGGCUUAUUGGUGAAACUAAUGCAAAACGUCGAGAAGAAAUUUGCCGAUGAAAUUGAACUCAAUGUUCAUUUCUUGGAAAUAAUUAACUAUAUAUAUCGGGAUGAAGUGCUCAAGCAAACGGAGUUGACAAGCAAACUGGAAGGAGCGUUCCUUAAUGGCUUGCGUUUCCAAAAUCCCCAUAUACGUGCUAAAUUUUUCGAAAUUCUAGACGCUUCAAUGCGACGCAGGCUUCAUGAUAGAUUGUUAUAUAUAAUCUGCUCACAGGCUUGGGACACAAUCGGAUCGCAUUAUUGGAUAAAGCAAUGCAUUGAGCUAUUAAUAUUGACGGCAAAUACAAUGACUCAAAUUCAAUGCUCCAACGAAGCGUUUAAAAUUCCAAGUAUAACAUCUGUGAUUCCAACCAAUUCGACGGACUCUCAGGAAAAUUCUUUCGUAUCGUUCCUAUCAUCGCAGUCGGAAUCCUUUGAGAAUGUUCAAACCGUUGAUGAUAAAGACGAUGUGUUUGAUAUUGAUUUGAAACUGGAAUUCACAGCGGUUCGAAAAGAGGAUUGUCAACUGAUAUUGCCCAGUCGACGGGACACUCUAAUUGAAUUGAUUUACAAGCAAGCAGAAUUUCUUGAAGCAAAUCGAAACAUACGAACUGAUCAAAUGCUAGUGGCAACAUCACAACUAUGCCACGUGGACACACAGCUGGCAGAGAGCGUUUGGUUAUCCAUUUUUCCACGCAUAUGGAAUAUAUUUUCGGAAGAUCAAAGAUACAACAUCACAAAAGAACUAAUACCAUUCCUUUCGUCUGGCACAAAUGUUAAUCAAAAGGACUGCUCGCCAAGUACACUAAAUACAUUUGUUGAAAGUUUAACCAAAUGCAGUCCGACAAUAUAUAUUCCUCCAAAUCUACUGACUUACUUGGGCAAGUCUCAUAAUCUAUGGCACCGGGCUAUUUUAGUCCUCGAGGAUUUGGCCACGGCCCAUUCUACACGAAACGAUGCUAAUGUAGAGGACAUGGAUACCAAUCAACCUGAUAUGGAUUCACAGCAAUUAAAUAACAUUUACGAUUCCCUCUCCAAAAUGUACUCAGCCAUGCAUGAGGAGGAUUUGUGGGCAGGACUGUGGUUGAAAUUUGCGCAUUAUCCGGAAACAAAUGUUGCAGUUUCAUACGAACAAAUGGGUUUCUUUGAAGAAGCCCAAGGUGCCUAUGACCUGGCUAUGACAAAAUUCAAGCAGGAUUUAAACAGCGGACUAAUAAACACGGACAUUAACAGUGAACUGCUUUUGUGGGAGAAACAUUGGAUGCGUUGUGCCAAAGAACUCAAUCAGUGGGACAUUUUAUUAGAUUAUGCUCAAACAAACAAGGAGAAAAACAUGUUCCUGAUUCUCGAAAGCUCAUGGCGAGUACCAGACUGGAAUCUAAUGAAAAAUGCAUUGGCCAAAACGGAACAAUGUUAUACCAAGCAUUAUGGUUUUAAAUUGAAUCUCUACAAGGGUUAUCUUUCCAUUUUGCAUCAAGAGGAGAGACAAACGGCCAGUGUUGAACGAUUUGUUGAGAUUGCUUCGAGUCUAUGCAUACGAGAAUGGCGUCGAUUACCCAGCAUUGUGUCCCAUAUACAUUUGCCAUAUCUUCAAGCAUCACAGCAGAUUAUGGAACUUCAUGAAGCCAGUCAAAUUCAUCAGGGUUUGACGCAAACGCGCAAUUCAUCGUUGCAUGAUAUGAAAGCAAUUGUGAAGACAUGGCGCAAUCGCUUACCCAUUAUUUCAGACGAUUUGUCCCAUUGGAGUGACAUAUUCACUUGGAGGCAACAUCACUAUCAAAUUAUUACCCAACAUCUGGAGCAGCAAUCGGAUACAGGAAGUACAAUGUUAGGAGUUCAUGCAUCGGCCCAAGCAAUUAUAUCAUUUGGUAAAAUUGCUAGGAAGCAUAAUCUAACUGGAGUUUGCCAGGAGACACUGUCACGCAUCUAUACAAUUCCAUCGGUUCCCAUUGUCGAUUGUUUCCAGAAAAUACGACAACAAGUGAAAUGCUAUUUACAAAUGCCAUCAACAUCGGGAAGAAAUGAAAUUAACGAGGCCCUUGAAGUUAUUGAAUCAACCAAUUUGAAGUAUUUCACAGGCGAAAUGAAUGCAGAAUUCUACGCAUUAAAGGGUCUGCUUUUGGCCCAAAUUGGCCGCACUGAAGAGGCUGGAAAAUCAUUUAGUGCCGCGGCACAGCUUCACGAUGGUCUCACCAAGGCAUGGGCCAUGUGGGGAGAUUACAUGGAACAGAUUUAUUUGAAAGAAAAACAAAUCUCAGUGGCAGUAAAUGCUUUAAUCUGUUAUCUACAUGCGUGUCGCAAUCAAAAUGAGAGCAAAACAAGAAAGUAUAUUGCAAAGGUCCUUUGGUUCUUGUCCUACGAUAACUCGGCCAAUACCUUAAUAAGCACAUUGGAAAAAUAUGUUUCGGGUAUUCCUCCGUCCUAUUGGUUACCCUGGAUAUCACAAUUGUUGUGUUGUCUGGAACAAUUUGAUGGUGAUGUGAUAUUGAAUCUCCUAAGCCAAAUCGGUAGACUGUAUCCUCAGGCAGUAUACUUUCCAAUUCGUACUCUUUACUUAACGCUGAAAAUUGAGCAGCGGGAGAAGCACAAGUCAGCGGAACAAGCGGUAUUUGCUGGAAAGUUUUCAACAUCGAACUCUGAAAACAUGUCUUCGGGCUGCGGAAGAAAUAACCAAAUGACUGCCCAAUCUGUGAAUCCCAUCAAAGCGACGCCUCCAAUGUGGAGAUGCUCAAAAGUUAUGCAACUGCAACGUGAAGUGCAUCCCACCAUUUUGAGUUCUCUGGAGGGAAUAGUAGAUCAAAUGGUUUGGUUCAGGGAGAGCUGGACUGAAGAGGUACUCCGCCAGCUUCGUCAGGGGCUAAUCAAAUGUUAUGCCAUAGCAUUUGAAAAUAGAAACACAGUAGUCAAUGCCACCAUAACUCCACACACGCUGCACUUUGUCAAGAAGCUGGGAUCCACGUUUGGCAUUGGAAUUGAAAAUGUGCCAGGGUCGGUCACUUCGUCUAUAUCGAAUUCUGCUGCUUCCGAAUCUCUAGCACGACGGGCACAAGUUACUUUCCAGGAUCCUGUGUUCCAAAAAAUGAAAGAACAAUUUACAAGUGAUUUUGAUUUCUCAAAACCUGGUGCCAUGAAACUACACAAUCUAAUAUCAAAACUGAAAACAUGGAUAAAGGUUUUGGAAACUAAAGUGAAAAAACUGCCAACAUCGUUCUUAAUAGAAGACAAAUGCAGAUUUUUAUCGAACUUUAGCCAAAAGACAGCGGAAGUUGAACUUCCCGGAGAAUUGCUGAUUCCUUCGUCAUCGCAUUACUAUGUUCGUAUAGCUCGAUUUAUGCCACGAGUGGAAAUAGUUCAGAAGAAUAAUACUGCUGCACGAAGAUUAUAUAUUCGAGGCACAAAUGGUAAAAUCUAUCCUUAUCUAGUGGUUUUGGAUUCCGGACUUGGUGAUGCACGACGUGAGGAGCGGGUUCUUCAGUUGAAGCGCAUGUUAAAUUACUAUUUAGAAAAGCAAAAGGAAACAAGUCGGCGAUUCUUGAAUAUCACAGUGCCUCGAGUGGUGCCAAUUUCGCCGCAAAUGCGUUUGGCUGAAGAUAAUCCAAACAGCGUCUCGUUACUUAAAAUAUUUAAGAAAUGCUGUCAAAAGAACAAAAUUGACUAUGAUAUGCCAAUCGUUAAAUACUAUGAACGGCUUUCUGAAGCCCAAGCGAGAGGAACACAAACUUCGCAUACAAUUCUAAGAGAAAUAUUUUCCGAAGUCCAAUGGACAAUGGUUCCCAAGACAUUACUAAAACAAUGGGCCCUAAAAACAUUUGCUGCCGCCACGGACUUUUGGCAAUUUAGAAAAAUGCUUACCUUGCAAUUGGCUUUGGCGUAUCUGUGCGAACACGCCCUAAAUUUGACCCGGCUUAAUGCCGAUAUGAUGUAUCUUCAUCAGGAUUCAGGUUUAAUGAACAUCUCAUAUUUUAAAUUUGAUGUUAAUGAUGAGAAGAGUCAGCUGAAUCAGCAUAGACCUGUACCAUUCCGUUUAACUCCCAAUAUUGGGGAGUUUAUCACAAAUAUUGGUAUAUCAGGACCCUUAUCGGCGGCAAUUGUGGCCACAGCUCGUUGCUUCAUUCAGCCCAAUUAUAAAUUAAGUUCCAUAUUACAAACCAUUUUGCGGGAUGAGAUAAUAACGCUGCAAAAGAAAGGUUUUAGAGAGUGCAAACUAACGGAGGGAAAUGAAGAGCGUUAUUCGGAUAACUCAAUGGAGCAUACAGUUAAUGUUGUUAACGCAGCCGUUGACAUUAUAAUGAUGCGAUUCAACAAAAUAUCCUAUUUCGAUAGCAUUGAAGUGAAGAAAGUCUCAAUGCUUAUACAGUCCGCCACAAAUAUUGAUAACCUGUGCCGAAUGGAUCCCGCAUGGCAUCCUUGGUUGUAAGUUAGUUUUAAGCUUAAAGUUAAUAUCAAUCAAUAUGUGUAUUAGAAAGACAAAUAAAUUAACAAAAUUUUAAA
Molecule: messenger RNA, 11569 nt
Organism: Drosophila willistoni
Lineage: Eukaryota; Metazoa; Arthropoda; Insecta; Diptera; Drosophilidae
Gene: Nipped-A
Product: transcription-associated protein 1
Exons: 21
Coding region: 93-11495 (3800 amino acids)
Biological process (GO): regulation of DNA-templated transcription; DNA repair
Cellular component (GO): nucleus; NuA4 histone acetyltransferase complex; SAGA complex
Molecular function (GO): protein binding; transcription coregulator activity
Source: RefSeq, a predicted model, not a curated record